Cladophialophora psammophila CBS 110553 is the source of this 1950-nucleotide messenger RNA. RefSeq lists its product as uncharacterized. Bases 1 to 1950 code for a protein of 649 amino acids. The transcript has 2 exons. The record is from RefSeq and is a predicted model, not a curated record. Gene Ontology annotation, cellular component: nucleus. Gene Ontology annotation, biological process: DNA-templated transcription. Gene Ontology annotation, molecular function: zinc ion binding; DNA binding; DNA-binding transcription factor activity, RNA polymerase II-specific. Lineage: Eukaryota; Fungi; Ascomycota; Eurotiomycetes; Chaetothyriales; Herpotrichiellaceae.
AUGGCAUCGUCGUCUCGCCCUGAUAGACCUUGCGAUGCCUGCCGCAAGAGAAAGAUAAGAUGUUGGGUGUCUGAUUCAGGCCGUGAUUGCGCUCUGUGCCGGUCUCAUGGCCAACAAUGCACCUUUAUUGAGGCGCCUCCCAAGAAGAAGCGAAAGCAAACCGAUGCAGCCUCCCCGGACGAGGCUGUUGUCGUCUCAGUCUCGCCAGCAACGACCCAGAAAGAACAACCGCACGAUUACUCGAAUUUUCCAGAGGCGUCGUUGCUAAGGCAGACUCUUGGCCAUCAACACUUUCGAACAAACUCUUACAUCGGCGCUACGUCGUCUCCAAGCCGCCUGCUGCUUGAACUUCCGGCUAUCUCUCAGCUAGGCAAAUAUCGAGCCUCUGUUCCUGACUGCGAGGUUCGUCGCGUCGGCCAGAAUGGCUAUUUCCUCAUGCUUCCAGAUGACCAGGAUGUCAUCAACGACCAACUUGAGGUUCUCGACAGAAUCGAGGCUACCAUAUCGCCCCAUGGACCAGCUCUGGUUGAGCUAUACUUUCGUAUCGUUCACCCCAGCUUCCCAAUUCUUCACAAAGAUGUCUUCCUCGUGAAGUAUGGCCGCUCAUAUCGGGAACUAACACCCGCAUGUUUGGCUGCUGUUUAUAUGUUGGCCUUGAACUGGUGGUCCUAUAGCGUUGACCUUGCUUAUUUCGUGAAGCCUGAUGUCUUGGGCCUUGAACAAGUUGUUCCAUGUCUAAUGGCGUUCGAUAAGGCCGCCAAAGUCUCUGAUAUCCAGGCCGGCUUACUGUUCUUACAGCGGCCCAGACACGAUUCUUGGAGGUUGACGGCUCAACUAGUUGCUACUGCCGAAGAGGUUGGUUUGCACCGCGACUGCACACAUUGGCAAAUUCCUGACUGGGAGAAAGGCGUGCGCAGACGCCUCGCCUGGGCUCUCUUCAUGCAGGACAAAUGGGGAGCGCUCGUGCAUGGACGUCCCUCACACAUCAAGGUGGACAAUUGGGAAGUCUUUCCGCUCAAACAGGAUGACUUUCCAGAGAAUGUUGAAGAGGAUGACGUGGAGCAGGGGAGCUCCGAGGUGGAGAAAGGCAUUCUAAUCUUCAUACAUCUCUCAACACUGACACAAAUACUGUCCGACGUUAUCGACGAGCUGUUUACCGUACAAGCCAGCAAGAGACAUGACAGCACAGUCGCUCUGCUGCAAACAGUUAAGCCGAUUCAACUACGACUGAAGGCUUGGUAUAGCAAUCUUCCCUCUUGUUUGGAACUCGGCACUACCCAAUCUAGAAAAUUGUCGGCUACAGGGCAACUAUACCUAGCCUAUCUGACCGUGGAGGUGACUCUCCACCGAGCGAUUGUCGAGUCAGAGAUGAAGCAACCUCUAGACGCUGGUCUGCGACGGAUAACACGAGAAGCGGCGAUCAUGAGGUUCAAAUCCGUUGUCGACUUUCUGAAACGGCUGAAGCCCGAACAUAUGCAAGGAUUCUGGCAUUUCGCUUCGGGAUCUUGCUUGGCUAUUAUCGCCACGUUCUCGUUGGUGCUUCUCGCGACAAGCACUGAACCGAGCGAGUCGAGAGCUAUCCAUUCUCAAAUCGCCGAGUUUCGAUGGCUGCUCAACAUCAACGGACCCGGCGCUGGCUUCACCAAAUCCGCGGUCGACCUCCUGCAAUCAAAUGCGGGUUUCCUGGCGACAUAUCGCCCUCAAGGUCCUCCCAACGUCAUCCCUGGUCAUGAUCAAGGACGAACAGAUCGGUCUGCGGAUCAGACACGGUCGACGUCAUUGUCAAACACUGAAAGCCAAGAUGAGGCUGACAGCCACAUACCGAACACGCAGGCCUUCGAAAAUAUUGCUGAAGACCUCCAGGCCUUACCAGCAGGUAUUAGCUUUAGCCCGAACCAGCCCUGGCUCUAUGAUUUCGACGACCUUGUCUCCCAGACCUGUUCUACGUAG